Molecule: messenger RNA, 726 nt
Organism: Guillardia theta CCMP2712
Lineage: Eukaryota; Cryptophyceae; Pyrenomonadales; Geminigeraceae
Exons: 9
Coding region: 1-726 (241 amino acids)
Source: RefSeq, a predicted model, not a curated record
AUGGAGCAAUCAAACGAGAAAAAGCGACAGAAUGAGGAGGGUCAAGAUGGGAACGACUACAACAGUGCUGAGGCCUGGCAGGAGUGGGAAGAAGAAAUGAAACAGUAUGAAGGAUGGGAAACACACGCGAACCACAGCCUGUCAGUGACCAGCAAGAGAGCCAGAACUGACGGGUAUGGACAAAGCUCGCAGGUCAAGGAUGUACUUGUUAGCCAACUGCUCGAAGAUGUUGAAGCUCGCACAAUGAUUGUAGAGACCCUGGUGGAAGCUGGUGUGGAUACAGACAUCAUCCAGAGUUUAUUCUCCCAGCACAUCAGGACCUUUGUGCUGCAGAAGCAAUCUAACUCGAGCCAAGGCGGAAGAAUCUACCUGGUGCAUGAUCCCGAGAGAAACUUGCACGUGUCUGUUUUCGGUUGCGGCUGGCUGGCGUUCCUGCUGAGGCAACGAGGACAAGACAUCGAGGCUUACGACAGCAAAGAGCAGGAGGACGGCACUUUCAUCGCUGAGUGGCAGAGGUGGCCAUGGAGUGACGCAGUGACGGCUGGAUCGUUUGAAAAGCUCGAAUCUGCCGAUGAGGGCCGGAGCCUCAUCCUGUGGGUGCUGGCCGGACAUGGGAUCCGACUUCGCCAUUUCUUGUCUGCGGCGAUUCAAGGGGAAGAAGCUGGUAUUGACCCGCCUCCUGUUCGCCGAGUCGACAUCUCUGACAGAGCACGAAGAUCUACAUAG